This is a messenger RNA of Paramormyrops kingsleyae, 1507 nucleotides long. It is a transcript of the gene gja1a, whose product is annotated as gap junction protein alpha 1a. Lineage: Eukaryota; Metazoa; Chordata; Actinopteri; Osteoglossiformes; Mormyridae. Gene Ontology annotation, biological process: heart development; cell-cell signaling; cell communication by electrical coupling. Gene Ontology annotation, cellular component: connexin complex. Gene Ontology annotation, molecular function: gap junction channel activity. The record is from RefSeq and is a predicted model, not a curated record.
UAUAGAUAUGUUUGACUCUUUGCCGGCUUGAGUAACUUAAAAGUUUGAAAAACCAGAGGUCCAGCAGUUAAUCCACGUCAAGUAUCAGGUGACUGAAGUUUUUUCUCUUUUUUUCUAACCUAUUUCAGGGGUGUCGUAAGUCUUAGAAGUUAGCCCUGAGUCCUUGACACUGAUUUCAAAGAGAAGAUCGGCGGAUUUUUUUGAGAUUCGGAAAUAAGAUUUCCUAGGGCUGUUUUUGCAUCUCUGCGGGAUUUCCAGAAUGGGUGACUGGAGUGCUUUGGGAAGACUGCUUGACAAGGUCCAGGCUUACUCUACGGCAGGGGGAAAGGUCUGGCUGUCAGUGCUCUUCAUCUUCCGCAUCCUGGUCCUGGGCACCGCGGUGGAGAGUGCCUGGGGGGACGAGCAGUCGGCCUUCAAGUGCAACACCCAGCAGCCUGGCUGCGAGAACGUCUGUUAUGACAAGUCCUUCCCCAUCUCGCACGUGCGCUUCUGGGUGCUGCAGAUCAUCUUCGUCUCCUCGCCCACGCUUCUCUACCUCGGUCACAUUUUCUACCUGAUGCACAAGGAGGAGAAGCUGAGGAAGAAAGAGGAGGAACUGAAAGUGUUUCAAAAUGAGGGUGUGGACGUGGACCUCCCUCUGAAGGCCAUCGAGGUGAAGAAGUUCAAGUAUGGGCUGAAGGAGCACGGUAGGGUCAAGAUGAAGGGCGCCCUCUUGUGCACAUACAUCGUGAGCAUCAUUUUCAAAUCUAUCUUCGAGGUUGGCUUCCUGCUCAUACAGUGGUAUGUUUAUGGGUUCAGCCUGGAUGCCAUUUAUACAUGUGAGAGGUGGCCCUGCCCCCACAAAGUUGACUGCUUUCUAUCUCGACCCACCGAGAAAACGGUCUUCAUCAUCUUCAUGCUGGUGGUGUCCCUCGCAUCUCUUCUUCUGAAUGUGAUCGAGCUGACGUACGUCUUCUUCAAAAGAAUUAAGGAUCAAACAAAGAUGAACGAAAGCCACUUCCUUGCCAGCGGCCACUUAAGCCCCAACCCCAAGGACUUGUCGUCUUCCAAGUACGCUACCUGCAAUGGUUGCUUUUCGAUCGCAGCCCCCAUUCCUCCGCCGGGGUACAAGCUAGCUAUCGGGGACAAGGCUAACUCAUGCCGUAACUACAACACGCAAGCUAGCAAGCAGAACUGGGCUAACUACAGUGCCGAGCAAAGCCGGCUGGGUCAGAACGGCAGCACCAUCUCCAACUCCCACGCCCGGGCUUUUGACGACUCCGAGAACCUGAGCCAUAAUGAAACGAAGCUGAGAAUGAGCCAUGAGCUGCAGCCUCUGGGACUUCUGGAACCUCGUCCACUCAGCCAGACUAGUCGUGUUAGCAGCCGGCCUAGACCAGACGACCUAGACGUUUAGCCAGAGCCAAUGUUAAGUCUUGGUUCUCACAUUACAAUGUCCUUGGGGGAUGAAGGAGUUCAGCAUUCAUAAUCACUUUCCUGAAUAAUAAAUGACAGUGACUUAAUAUGA